Molecule: messenger RNA, 228 nt
Organism: Linum trigynum
Lineage: Eukaryota; Viridiplantae; Streptophyta; Magnoliopsida; Malpighiales; Linaceae
Source: the annotation of a GenBank genome assembly
AUGGUAGAAGGUUCAGAGGUGGGAGGGUCAAGUACCCAUGCUGCUGAAGCUGAAGUUACUAAAACCAAGAGGAAUGGGGAGAACCUUAAGAAUAAGGGGAAGGCAGUUCAGCUUUCUGAUACAGGGAGAAGGAAAAGAAAGGUUGUUGCUGGAGAGAAGCAGAAGGCAGCAGUUCGUGCAAAAAGGCAGAAGCGAGCUCCGGGGGGGGAGGGAAUGAAGCUGCUUUGA